CAUGGGAUACGCCCGCCAGUCACACCACUGAAGUCCAGCGAAGGUUCACUUUAUUUCAGGCUGUGACUUUGGACCAGGAGGACUUGGGUACCUAUUACAAGAAACAACAAAAUACUAGCAUAGGAAAAGCAACAGGACCCAUUGCAAUCUCUCACAUCCCAUUCAACUCAAGAAGAGGGUGGGUGCUCAUUUGACUGAAGAGCCACGGCAGUCCUCAGACGGUUUCAAGUCACCCCAUAGCCUGACUGCGUUCAUCAACUCGGAACACGCCGGCCGGUUUGUCUCGUAUGAAAUUGUGAUUUCACUGUUUGUUUGGAUCAAGACUCUUCUAGUGAUUUCUAAUCAAGACAGGAUAUAAAGUAAAGGAUAUGAAGAUCUUCUCCAGGAGGAUAGAUAAGUUGGCCCUUGUUUCGUCAAUUUUGACUGUGUUCCUGAUACAAGGUGUGACCGGCGAAGAUCCUCCGACCAACAGCUCGUGCCCAAGCACCCAGUUCCAAUGUGCAAAUGCAAAAUGCAUCCCAAUGGGCUGGAGAUGUGAUGGGGACGUUGACUGUACCGAUAAUUCGGACGAGACAGAUUGUCCAAGCAUAACAUGUGCAGAAGAUGAGUUUCACUGUCUAGACAAGAAAUGUAUCCCGAUGAGAUGGACCUGUGACAAGGAUGAUGAUUGCAAGGACGGUUCCGACGAAUCACACGAACUUUGUGAUCGUAGAACAUGCAGCCCAGAUCAGUUUGUCUGCAAUUCUGGUGUAUGCAUCCCUGGGGACUGGCAGUGUGAUGGAUCCUCAGAUUGCAGUGAAGUAGAUGGGGAAGAUGAACACUGCAAUACCACUUGUGAGGUAGAUGAAUUCAGCUGUACAAAUGGACAGUGUAUAGCAGAUCGAUGGAAGUGUGAUGGAGACAAAGACUGUAAAGAUGGCUCUGAUGAAGCCGAUUGUGUGACUCCCCAGUCAUGUAAACCAGAUGAAUUUCAGUGUCAUGAUGGCCCAUGCAUUAAGCAAUCCUGGUACUGUGAUCAGGACAUUGACUGCAAUGACAAGAGUGAUGAAAUGAAUUGUGUCAACGUUACCUCUGAGUGCUCCGGCUCGCAGUUUAGAUGCGUAUCAACCGGUGAAUGUAUCCACAGCUCCUGGUUCUGUGACAAUGAUGUUGACUGCGAGGAUAAAUCUGAUGAGAACUGCAACGCCACAUGUCGCAGUGAUCAAAUCAUGUGCUUAGAAGAACGUUACUGUUUGUCAAAAUCUGUGAGGUGUAAUGGUGACGAGGAUUGUCUAGAUGGCUCCGAUGAACGUGACUGCCCGCCCACACAUCCAUGCAAGGAGACCGACUUUCAUUGUGGUGAUGGAGAGUGCAUUGACAAAUCACUUGUGUGUGAUGGAACUGCAAACUGCAAAAACAUGGAAGAUGAAAACCCUGAUCAGGGCUGUGCACCUCAUGAUAAUCCAUGCCAAGACAACAAUGGUGGAUGUGACCAUGUGUGUGUCAACUUGUUCGGAAAUAAACACAAGUGUGACUGCAACCCAGGUUUCACACUGAUGAAUGGCUCCCAGACUGUGUGUACUGACAUUGAUGAGUGCCAGGACAAUCUGAUUCAUGGCACCUGCUCUCAGAUCUGUAAGAACACCAAGGGAAGCUACAAGUGUGAAUGUGUUCAGAAUUAUUCACUCGUCAACAAGAGAUACUGCAAAGCCGACGGAGGCCACCCACAGCUGCUUUUAGCAAGUAGAAAGGAUCUUCGAAGAAUUACACUUGAAACAUUUGAUUACAACCUGCUCCUCGAUGAUGGCCAUAUAUCUGAUGCUAUUGCUAUGGAUUUUGAUUUUGUUGGAAAGAAGUUUUACUGGACAGAUGUCGCAAAAGAGGCUAUUUUCAGAGCUGACUUCGACAACACAUCAUCGAUUGAAGAGGUAGCAUCCACAGAUGUCAGCACUCCUGAUGGUCUUGCAGUAGACUGGAUCAACAAGCACCUCUACUGGACUGACACUGGCUUUGACAGGAUUGAAGUUUCCUCGUUGGAUGGCAAAAUGAGGAAGACUCUUAUUAACACAGGAUUAGAUGAGCCAAGAGCCAUAGUACUGGAUCCCAACCAUGGCCUUAUGUAUUGGACUGACUGGGGUAAACAGCCUAAGAUUGAACGAUGUGGAAUGGAUGGUAAUGACAGGAAAGUGAUUGUCAACACAACCAUCACCUGGCCUAAUGGACUCACAAUCGAUUAUGUUGCUAACAGACUGUACUGGAUUGAUGCCAAGCGCCACACCAUCGAGAGCUCAAACAUGCAUGGAUUAGAGCGAGUGUCUGUACUGAAGAGCCACCUGCAUCUCAACCAUCCCUUUGCCAUCACUGUCUUUGAGGAUUACCUUUACUGGACAGACUGGCCAUCUGAGUCUGUCAGGAAGUACAGCAAGUUUGGAAGACGUGGUGAUGAAGUAGUCAAAGUGGAAACAAUUGCCCUCAAUCUGCAUUCACCCAUGGAUGUACAUGUAUUCCAUCCUUACAGACAACAAGUACAGAGAAGGUUGUGUGGUGAUAACAAAGGCGGCUGUUCCCACUUCUGUCUCCCGAAAGCUUAUGAUGUCACCAACACUGAAUUCUUUGUCUGUGACUGCCCCAAUGGAUUCGUCUUGUCAUCAGAUAAGAAGACCUGUGUUGAAGGAGACAUUACAACCGGUACUACACCCAGCAAAGCCAGUCCUUCUCCAGUGCCAGUCAAACCAGAUUCUCCAAAUAGAAGUCACAAUCGCUCAUCUAGUCAUGUUCCUACAGUUGUCACCACCAGUAAGCCCACAGUACCUGAGGUGUCCACAGGAAGUGAAGUAACGGAAGGUUCUGGCUACUCCAUCGUCACGCAUCCAGACCAGUUGAAUACAACGGAACAGCACACACCAGAGCAUAUGGCGGAAGAAAAUAUUGGACACAUUGCUGGCAUCGUCAUUAGCGUCCUGUGUGUCCUCUUCAUCAUUCUUGGAAUUGUUGGUUAUGUGCUGUACAGAAGAUACUCCCGAGGAAAUGGAAAGAGCAUGAACUUCGAUAAUCCCGUCUAUAGGAAGACAACCACAGCAGAUGACGUCACCAUUGAAAACAAGUUGCCACCGAGCAUGCAGCCCUUGACACAAAACAGUGGCGAUGUUAUAUGUUGAACAUAGGACCAUCUGGCUUGGCUACAAUCAUCAUCUGACAAGUGGCUUUUGGUAACAGCAAGAAUGAGCUGUUAUGUAGCAGUGAAUAACAGUGACAACAUGAGUUACUGCAGAAUAACAGUAAACAGCCUUUAUUGCCAUCAGGCUCUGCUAAUGGAACCAUCAUGAACGUGAUGCUUGUGUGGAACUUCAUCUCUCAUUGUUGCCCCACUGAGUGUUGUCGCUGUUGUCAUCGCCACGACUACCACCACCAUCAUUGCCAAGUGACUGCCGUGGUAAUGUGCCAAUCAUGUGUCAAUCAUGUGUCUACUCACUGCAUUGCUGCCAACUUGAUGUCUGCUCAUACCACGCCAGCAUGGCAAAAAGUGCAUCAUUGUGAUCAGUUUCCCUUGCUAUGGUUGUUAAGACUUGGAUGAAUUCAUAGAAACGGAGAAUGUUUAUUUCAUUAUUAAAUUAUUUUGUUGAUUUGUCUGUGUGUGUACAUUAGCAGCAUGCAAUGCCUGAAAGUGUGAGAGUUAGGCUGAGGCCCUCAUUAUUUAUGCUUUAUCACGAAAAAAACUCAUCAUUCGCCUCAGUUGUUGACUUCGAAUAUGACCGAGUUGAUCAUGUGUUCCCCAUAACACAAAAAUUCCACUGACAAUGCCUGCUCUCUGCACUGGGAUGUUGCAAACUGAACAAAAAUGUGCUGGACAGAUGGAUUGUAUUCGUGGAUGGUGGGCUGGAAUGAAGACACAUCACCAAGGGUCUGGGCUAGACAGGACAUGUUGGUGCUCACCAAUGCCCUACAAGCACACUGUGCUGCGAGCUUCCCCCAUCACCGAGGACGUCUCAUGGAGAUCUUAUGGAGUACUCCCCAUCAGUGCACCAUCACAGUGCUGGUACCUUCAGCAGCAAUCAUUCCCCUUCAACUGCUGAAAACAUCCUACCUAAAUCUCCAUGAAGUUCGAGCCACUGACACAGGAACAGGGCCGGACAACCAGGCCAAAAGAGAACAAAGUGUGGUGUUGAGGAUGUGUGAGGCAGAGAGCAAGAGACGAUAACUAUUUAUUCCAUGGAGGAAGGCCAGUUGGCUAGACCCAUGUGCCUUCACCUCCUGUAAUAAACAAUGUCCUUCAGUCAAGUGUGUACAUAUUAAUGUUCCUGUAAUGUAUGUGAUGAUAUGUCCUGUGUGUGUGUGGAUGUGUAUGUACAUAGUGUCAUGUGUAUAGAGUGGUGUGUUUACAUGCUAGCGUUGCUACUGCAUCAGGCUGUGUUGGAGCUCACUUGAGCUCGAGUUAUCAAUCUCAUUAGGACCUUAAGGCCAUGGCUGCUAGAUUCACUGGACGGUGGACUCCAUAGACAGCUUCCCUUUGUGCUUGCUAUGAGCGUUUCAGGCAGUAGUGCGAAUUAGGAUCAGCCAUUCCGUAGUUAGAAGUACCCUUGCUGCAUGCAGCUGUCAGGACACACAGGGUAAGCAGAUUAUCAGCUUCCUGCCACCUCUGCAAUCAAAUAUUUCAAUUCUCUGGGUGUGCCAGACAGGUGUUCACUCUCAGGACAUCUAUCAUAUGAAACCAAUAAGUAUGCAUCAUCUCAACCAAUAAAUCUAAAUCAUACCACGAUUAACACCUAUGCCGCCUAUGUUUUUACCAUCUACCAUUCGUUUUCACUGCCUUUUUGAUGUUUUAUUGAAAUCCACUUUGAGUUUGGUCAAUAUUGUGCAUAGAUGUGGCUAGUGCAAAAGUUUGGUUAAAAAGUGCUCAUGUGUUUGGUUGUGAUAAUGUGGUUUAUACAAUGCACGUACAACUGAGUUUCAAGUUUUGAGGGCACCUUUUCUCACAAUGCAAAACCUGCUGAGCUCUUUCUCAGUAGGCUAAGUCACAUCGUGUUAAUAUAUUUAAUGUUUGUUUAUUUUCUGUAUAAAAUUUGUAUAUUAACAUCCUGUACAGCUGCUUGUAUAUUGUUUAAGAACAUAAUGUAAUUGUGAAUCUCAGAGCAGACACAGAUUCAGUGUACGACAGAAUGAAUGAAAGCGAAUAGAGAGCCAGCGGGAGUGAACGAUGUUUGACUGUGCAAAUAAGUAUGGUUGUUUGUGUGGCUGUAUAAACGUUUGGUGAAUUUCCAUUGUAAAUGUGUAGAUAAUGUGCUCUGUAAAUCAAGAAUGUAUCAUUUUUUGGUCAAAAAUGCAAUGUAAUAAAUUUCUAUUUAAAGAUA
This is a messenger RNA of Haliotis rubra (blacklip abalone), 5327 nucleotides long. Its product is annotated as very low-density lipoprotein receptor-like. Gene Ontology annotation, molecular function: protein binding; calcium ion binding. The record is from RefSeq and is a predicted model, not a curated record. Bases 369 to 3137 code for a protein of 922 amino acids. The transcript is spliced from 20 exons. Lineage: Eukaryota; Metazoa; Mollusca; Gastropoda; Lepetellida; Haliotidae.